Messenger RNA from Haplochromis burtoni (Burton's mouthbrooder), 1059 nucleotides. Its product is annotated as neuroblast differentiation-associated protein AHNAK-like. Gene Ontology annotation, biological process: regulation of RNA splicing. NCBI's taxonomy places the organism in Eukaryota, Metazoa, Chordata, Actinopteri, Cichliformes, Cichlidae. The transcript has a single exon. The annotation marks the transcript as partial. The record is from RefSeq and is a predicted model, not a curated record. Gene Ontology annotation, cellular component: cytoplasm; nucleus.
AUUAAUUUGAAAGGGCCCAAACUCAAGGGAGAUGUUGAUGUGUCAACUCCAAAGAUUGAAGGCGAUAUUAAAAUCCCUGAAGUAGAUGUCCACGGUACCAAGAUGGACAUUGGCUCUCCACAGGGAAAAUUUUCAGGGCCCAAGGUAAAGUUUCCAACAAUAAGUGGACCCAAAAUGUCCCUGCCAGAUGUUGAUAUCAAUUUAAAGGGACCAAAGUUGAAAGGAGAUAUGAAGGGGGAUUUUCAACUGUCAAAACCUGAAAUUGAGGGACCAGAUGCUUCAAUUGAUAUUCCAGAAACUGGUUCAAAGAAAAUGAAAUUCAAACUGCCAAGGUUUGGUUUCAAGGGUCCAAAGCUAAAUGCACCAGACAGUGAGUUGAAAUUGCCACAAGGCGACAUCAACCUCAAAGGAAAAACUGGCAGCCUUGAGGGUGUGGACCUUGAUUUGGAACUGUCUACACCAAAAGCCAAAGGAUCUAAAUUCAAAAUGCCAAAAUUUGGAUUUAAAAGUCCAAAAGUUGAAGGUCCAGAUGCUGAUAUAAAUGUUUCAACACCUAAGACUGAAAUAGAGACACCGGAAGUGAAAAUAGAAGCACCUGAUAUUGACGUUGAGGGUCCAAGUGGGAAGAUCAAAGGAUCAAAAUUCAAGAUGCCAAAUAUCUCAGGACCAAAGAUUUCCAUGCCCGACGUAGAUUUCAAACUAAAAGGUCCUAAAUUUGAAGGUGAUGUUGAUAUACCAAAGGCUGAAGGAAAAAUAAAGGUACCUGAGGUGGAUAUAAAAGGCUCAGAGAUUGAUUUGGAAGGCCCAAAAGGUGGACUGGAUAUGCCCAAAAUUAAAAUGCCAACAUUUGGUUUCAAAGGUCCAAAGGUUGAGGGUCCAGAUGUUGACAUAAACCUUCCCAAAGCUGAUGUCAAUGUCAAAGCACCUGAAAUUGAUAUUAGUGGACCAGAAGUUGAAGGCCCUGAUGGAAAACUCAAAGGACCCAAGUUCAAACUGCCAUCACUGUCAGGACCCAGCCUACCAGACUUUGACAUUAAUUUGAAAGGGCCCAAACUCAAG